Messenger RNA from Hyla sarda, 2950 nucleotides. Its product is annotated as zinc finger protein 260-like. The transcript is spliced from 9 exons. Gene Ontology annotation, molecular function: DNA-binding transcription repressor activity, RNA polymerase II-specific; RNA polymerase II cis-regulatory region sequence-specific DNA binding. NCBI's taxonomy places the organism in Eukaryota, Metazoa, Chordata, Amphibia, Anura, Hylidae. The record is from RefSeq and is a predicted model, not a curated record. Bases 119 to 2833 code for a protein of 904 amino acids. Gene Ontology annotation, biological process: negative regulation of transcription by RNA polymerase II.
CACAGGUCCUACAGCUCCCCCAUCCAGUAGUUACAGAUCAGGUCCUGUUCUCUGCUCCUAUAAUAGGAUAUAAUAAGCUGAUCCAGUUGUCUCCUCUUCUCCUGAAUGACCCCCAAGGAUGGACAAGGACAGGAAUGAGAUGACUAAGAGAAUAUUACACUUCACCUUGGAGAUCCUCCACCUGCUGACCGGAGAGGAUUACACCAUAGUGAAGAAGACAUGGGGGGAGUGUGUGGCCCCCAGCUGCCAUCUCCAUGAGUCAGGAGGACGGAGCAGUGCCCGGGGCCCCAUCAUGGAGCCUCCACUUCUCUCACUGAUACAUGAGGAGAAGAUCCUAGAACUCACCCACAGGAUCACUGAGCUGCUGACUGGAGAGGUUCCUAUAAGGUGUCAGGAUGUGGCGGUCUAUUUCUCCAUGGAGGAGUGGGAGUAUGUAGAAGGACACAAGGAUCUGUACCAGGACAUAGUCAUGAUGGAGGAUCACCGGCCCCUCACAUCACAAGAUGGAGUCAUUGAUAGAAAUCCACCCGAGAGGUGUCCCCGCCCUCUGUAUUCCCAGGACUGUCCAGAGGGAAAUGUCCCAGAGAACCAUCAGAACAAAAAUCUGAUGGAUAUUAAGGCUGAGAUUAAAGAGGAACCAGAAGAGGAGACGGAUUUCGGGGCCGAUCAGCAGUAUGGAGUCAUUGAUAGAAAUCCACCCGAGAGGUGUCCCCGCCCUCUGUAUUCCCAGGACUGUCCAGAGGGAAAUGUCCCAGAGAAGUAUCAGGGGGGAGAUCUGACUAAUAAUAAAGUGGAGGAUGAAGAAGAGAGGAUGAGCGGCCAUCACCCGUGUAUGAGGGAAGUGAAGGAGGAAAUUCCAGGAGGUGUUACCCCAGAAAAUCCCAGUAAGAAUUCUGAGGGAAACUUCAUGUUAUCCCUGAAUGAUAAAGGAGAAGAUGAAGAUAUGAUGGAGCGCUCCUCAGGAGAAGACCUCCUUACCCCUAAUGUCCAUCCAGAUCUAUCCUAUAAUAAUCCACCUGAUCAUCAGGAACCUUCUCCUGACCAACCACACAUUGUUACCACAAGGACAGAGCAGGAAGGGGAAGUAAGGAUUCAAUAUGAUGAAUGUGGAAAAGAGUUUACUAACAGAAGUCAAACAGAAAAGAAGCCACAUUCAUGUUCAGAAUGUGGGAAAUGCUUUCAGUAUAAAUCACGUCUUGUUGUACAUGAGAGAAAUCACACAGGAGAGAAGCCGUAUUCGUGUUCAGAAUGUGGCAAAUGUUUCUCGAGGAAAGCUGAUCUUGUUUAUCAUGAGAGGAUUCACACAGGAGAGAAGCCAUAUUCAUGUUCAGAAUGUGGGAAAUGUUUCUCGAGGAAAGCUGAUCUUGGUAAACAUGUGGGAAGUCACACAGGAGAGAUGCCAUAUUCAUUUUCAGAAUGUGAAAAAUCUUUGUAUAGUGAAUCAAAACUUGUCAAAUAUGUGAGACGUCACAGCGGAGAGAAGCCGUAUUUAUGUUCAGAAUGUGGGAAAUGUUUCCCAAGAAGAGCUGAUCUUCUUAUGCAUAUGACAAUGCACACAGGAGAUAAGCCGUAUUCAUGUUCACAGUGUGGAAAAUGUUUUUCAUGUAAAUCACGUCUUGUUAUGCAUGAGAAACUUCACACAGGAGAGAAGCCAUAUUCAUGUUCAGAAUGUGAGAAAGCUUACACGAGUAAAGGACUUCUUGUUAGACAUGUGAGAAGUCACACAGGAGAAAAGCCAUAUCCAUGUUCAGAAUGUGGAAAAUAUUUCUCAAAUACAUCUGAUCUUGCAAAACAUAGGAGACGUCAUACAGGAGUGAAGCCAUAUUUAUGUAUAAAAUGUGGGAAAGGUUUUUCAAGUAAAUCGGUACUUGUUAAUCAUGAGAGAAUUCACACAGGAGAAAAACCAUAUACAUGUUUGCAAUGUGUAAAAUGUUUCUCAAGUAAAUCUGAUCUUUUAAUACACGAGAGACGUCACAAAGGUGAAAAGCCACAUUCAUGUUCAGAAUGUGGGAAAUUCUUUCGAUAUAAUUUAGCUCUUGUUAAGCAUGAGAGAAUUCACACAGGAGAAAAGCCAUAUUCAUGUUCAGAAUGUGGGAAAUGCUUUCGAUAUAAUUCAGAUCUUGUUAAGCAUGAGAGAAUUCACACAGGAGAAAAGCCAUAUUCAUGUUCAGAAUGUGGGAAAUGUUUUCGAAGUAAACCACACCUUGUUGUACAUGAGAGAAUUCACACAGGAGAAAAGCCGUAUACAUGUUCAGAAUGUGAAAAAUGUUUUAGAAAUAAACAAAAUCUUGUUAGACAUGAAAGAACUCACACAGGAGAGAUGCCAUUUUCCUGUUCAGAAUGUGAGAAAUGUUUCUCAGAUAAAUCCCGACUUGUUAUCCAUGUGAGAGGUCACACAGGGGAGAAGCCAUUUUCCUGUUCGGAGUGUGAGAAAUGUUUUAGAAGUAAAUCAAAGCUUGUUAGCCAUGUGAGAUGUCACACAGGGGAGAAGCCAUUUUCCUGUUCAGAAUGUGAAAAAUGUUUUAGAAGUAAAUGGCAUCUUGUUGUACAUGAGAGAACUCACACAGGAGAAAAGCCGUACUCAUGUCCAAAAUGUGCAAAAUGUUUCUCAGAUAAAUCUAGUCUUGUUAAACAUGAGAGAUUUCACUCAGGAGAGAAGCCACAUUCAUGUUCAGAAUGUGGGAAAUGUUUCUCAAGUAAAUCCAAGCUUGUUAUGCACCUGAGAACUCACACAGGAGAGAAGCCGUAUCCAUGUUCAGAAUGUGGGGAAUGGUUCCCAAGUAAAUCAAAGCUUGUUAGACACGCCAGAACUCACACGGGAAACAAGUCCUAGUCACGUUCCAAGUUACUUGUGUCAAACUAAGGAGUCAUCAGAGAAGUCACACAGCAGAAGACCUUUUUUACGUUAAUAUUGUGUUCAAGGGGUAUUCCAGGAAAAAAAAUUUUUUUU